AUGACCAGCGGAAUGUCUCACGAUCCUUACGACGACGACCAUGCGGUACUCGAUGACGACUUUCUCAAUGAUGAGGUUGAACCCGACGAGCCUGCAUCUACUUCCGAUCGAGCUCCACUGACAGGCAACAUCCAAUCCUCCUCAAGCGCACCCUUGAACCAAGGAUACCUCACCUCAGCGAUACCCGGUGAGGACCGACGAUCACCUCAGAAUACAAUAGACGAGAGCGUCUGGGACACCGUGUCCCGAGAUCUCUUUGCGGUAUGGGAAAAGAUGAAGCAGGUGCUGUGGCCUAAAUAUUUGCUCGGAGGUAUACUGCAACGACAAGGCAGUGGUACGGGAGACACCGAAAGUCAAGGCUUCGGACGAGAUCUCCGAGGCCUGGUAGGCCGAUGGCCAGAUGCAGACGGUAUUCUGCAAGGCGGAAUGAGCGACAGCCUUCGAGACUGGGAUCUGUGGGGCCCUCUGAUUUUCUGCUUGCUACUGAGCCUGUUCCUUUCGAUGCACAAGGAGGGCCAGAGCGAUCUGAUUUUCUCUGGGGUCUUCUGCUUGGUCUGGAUUGGCGAGGCUGUGGUUACUGUCCAGAUCAAGUUGCUGGGCGGCAACAUUUCGUUCAUGCAGUCGGUGUGUCUCAUCGGAUAUACCCUGUUUCCUCUGACGAUUGCUGCACUGCUCAGUGCUUUCGGCCUUCCCGUGAUCGCACGCAUUCCGGUCUAUAUUGUGCUUGUCGCAUGGUCACUGGCAGCAGGAGUCAGCAUCCUGGGCGGAUCUGGGGUGGUCAAGAACCGGGUCGCCCUGAGCGUGUACCCGUUGUUGGUAUUUUAUAUUGGACUAGGGUGUCUCUGCUUCAUCAGUUAG
Exophiala spinifera is the source of this 858-nucleotide messenger RNA. RefSeq lists its product as uncharacterized. Gene Ontology annotation, cellular component: trans-Golgi network; membrane. The record is from RefSeq and is a predicted model, not a curated record. Bases 1 to 858 code for a protein of 285 amino acids. Lineage: Eukaryota; Fungi; Ascomycota; Eurotiomycetes; Chaetothyriales; Herpotrichiellaceae. The transcript has 4 exons. Gene Ontology annotation, biological process: endoplasmic reticulum to Golgi vesicle-mediated transport.